Strongylus vulgaris is the source of this 975-nucleotide messenger RNA. Lineage: Eukaryota; Metazoa; Nematoda; Chromadorea; Rhabditida; Strongylidae. The record is from the annotation of a GenBank genome assembly.
AUGGAUGAACAAGGCAUUGCGCCUACAAAAAAACUACCUCUUGGCUUCACAUUUUCCUUCCCUUGUAAGCAACAAGGUUUGACGAGCGCGAGGCUAAUUAGAUGGACAAAAGAGUUCAAUUUGACUGGUUGUGAAGGAGAGGACAUUUGCGCAAUGCUAAAAGAUGCUUGUAAUAGACGGAACGACAUCAGUCUUGAUUUUGUGGCUCUCCUUAAUGACACUGUGGGAACAUUAAUGGCAUGCGCUUUCAAAGAAAAUACAUGUCAGAUAGGAAUAGUCAUUGGUAAUGGAACUAACGCGUGUUACAUGGAACAACUCGACCGAGCUCCGAAACUCCAAGCAGAAUUAGCAGAUGAUGGAUUACCUGAUGAGAUUAUUAUAAACACCGAAUGGGGAGCUUUCGGAGAUGAUGGCGCUCUGAAAUUCAUCUACACGAGUUUUGAUCUCCAAGUCGACCAAGGAAGUCUCAAUCCAGGCAAACAAACUUUUGAGAAGAUGAUUUCCGGCGUUUAUAUGGGCGAGCUAGUUCGUACAAUACUGGAAUCGUUAGCGAAGGAAAACCUUAUUUUUGGUGGUGAACUAGAAGAAAUCUCAAGAAAGGGAUGUUUCAAGUCAAGAUAUGUCUCGGAUAUUGAAGAGGAUCUUCUUGGUGAAGAUGAAAAGACUUUCCAAACAACCAAUAAAAUACUCUCUGAAUUAGGAGUGAGAAAUCAGUGUUUUGCAGAUUGUGCCAAUGUUGCAAUGCAACGACCAAUGGUAACAGUAGGAAUAGACGGAUCCAUCUACCGAUACCAUCCUCUUUUCCCAAAACUGCUCGACGAUAAGAUUGCAGAGCUAAUCGACGAAAAUCUCAGAUACAAGCUGAUGUUGUCUGAAGAUGGAAGUGGAAUUGGUGCAGCUGCAGUAGCCGCUGUUGCAGUUCGUAUGAAGGAGCCAAAAGAGGAGGAAUCUGAAAGUGAAAAUAUAGAAAAUUGA